Messenger RNA from Arthroderma uncinatum, 540 nucleotides. RefSeq names its product C2H2 transcription factor (Rpn4). NCBI's taxonomy places the organism in Eukaryota, Fungi, Ascomycota, Eurotiomycetes, Onygenales, Arthrodermataceae. The record is from RefSeq and is a predicted model, not a curated record. The coding region runs from base 1 to 540 and encodes 179 amino acids. The transcript has a single exon. Gene Ontology annotation, cellular component: nucleus. Gene Ontology annotation, biological process: regulation of transcription by RNA polymerase II.
AUGGCCAAAAGGACCGAUGACCAGGACACACACCUAGCCACCAGCCAACCCGGGGGCAUGGCUUCAGACACAGGCUCCACCCUUGCCGGGUUGGAGCCCAGCAUGAACGAUGGCCACAACGUGGAUCUAUCCGCCAGCCAAUCCGAGGGCGCGACCUCGGAUGCUGGCAUCUACAGCUGUACCUACCACAGCUGCACCCGCCGCUUCGAAAGGCGUGCCUGCAUGAUGAAACACCGCAGAACCCACCAAGUUAUUCCUAGCCAAGGUCUCAGCGUACGCAACUCGCGAGCCGGCCCUCACCGAUGUGACCGCACGAACCCGUCGACGGGUAGGCCCUGUAGUACAGAAUUCUCCCGGCCGUAUGACCUCACCCGCCACGAGGACACAAUACACAAUGUCAGCAAGCAGAAGACCAGCUGCCACGAGUGUGAGGAGGCGAAGACCUUUUCGCGUGCUGAUGCCCUUAAAAGGCACAUGCGCGUCGUCCAUCCUAAUGUCACCUGGCCGGGCAAGCGGAAGCUCAGUGGCCGUGAAUAUUGA